Messenger RNA from Entamoeba invadens IP1, 1374 nucleotides. RefSeq lists its product as hypothetical. The coding region runs from base 1 to 1374 and encodes 457 amino acids. NCBI's taxonomy places the organism in Eukaryota, Evosea, Mastigamoebida, Endamoebidae. The record is from RefSeq and is a predicted model, not a curated record. The transcript has a single exon.
AUGCUUGAGCUGACCAGUUUGUCGCAAUGUGGUCAAAAUGAAUUUCUAAAACUUCACAACUUCUUAUAUAACCCAACCGAAUUUCCAAUAACAAAAUUUAACAUCUCACAACAUUGGGCGUCAGACAUUGUCACCGCUCUGUGCGAAGUCAUUCAAUGCAAACAAACCAUCCGUUUGGAAUCAAACAAGACUCAAAACCCUUCUGUUGUGACGAAACCAAACAGCACAACUUCAAUCGGAGAACGUCGCAAAGCUUUCGAAUGGCAUUUCUUAGACCUCACAAAACCAAAACAACAACCUCCACAGCCAGGACAAAUUACUUUGACUUUAUAUGAGUUGGUUAAGGAGUAUUACAAAAGUCUUGAUAUUGACAUUCAGAACAACAAGAAUGAGCAAUUGGAAGCCACUAAAAAAUUGGCUGAAGAGAAGACUCGAGCAAAUGAAGUGAAAGAACAGAAGACCGAACAGAAGACUGAAAAGAAGACUGAAAAUAAGACUGAAAAAAAUGUUCCAAAAACGACUGAAAAGAAAGAAGAACCCGCAAAAAAGGUUUCCGCAGAGAAAAGGAAAACAGAAAUUGCGAAACCACCAAAAGAAGUUCCAAAAAAAGUUGAAGAGAAAAUUUUAGAAGAGAAGAAAAAGGAAGAACCAGUCGACAAAUACGCCGUCUUUGAGGCUAUGAUGAUCACUGCAAAACUGAAUGACGAAAUCAGAGAGACGACAUUGGACGCGUUCCUUGAAGUCUAUCCAACCAACUUCCCACACCAAAAUACCCAAAAGGGGAAAGACGGAAGUGGACUUAUGUUGAACCAAAUCAGAAAGAAAAGUUCGUUGGAGCACAUCACCGACCUCUCAACAGCAAAGAAAGAAGUUAAAGAGUUCCGCGACAAAAUUAAACAGAAACUUGAGUCGAACAAAAAGAAGUUGGACAAGUGCGUUGAGAUGGAGGACGUGAUGCGAAAUAGAACGUUUGGAACCCCAAAAUUCCCGACAAAGGCCGAGCACGAGAUGUUACUCCGCUACAAAAAGUUGUUACCACAAGUCGACGACAUUUUAUAUUCAGGAAAGGCCAACAGUUUGAUAUUAGAAAUGGGCGUGACAUCGAAAGAGGUUGCUUCACUUGAAGGAGAUGAAGUUGAUAGGUGUAUGGUGUAUUCUAUUGGAGACUAUUUAAGGGUGUGUAAUCAAGAGAGUCGAAUUGAUGCACAAAUUGAGAAGGUCAAUGAAAUGAUGAAGGCAGAGAGCGCACAAUUAAAACAAGACUUUUGCUCAAUACGAGUGUCUGAGGUGAUUGAAGAAAUGGAAGAGAAGAUUAUGUUGGCGUCUCGACCACUUCCAGUCGAUUUGGGAAAAUACGAGGUGAAGUGGAGUUAA